UCCCCCAGUUAUAACAGGAAACGGCCUAAGUUAUGAGUUGGGUCUGGUCUAGUUCGGUUAACAGACGUAAAUGGUGGAAACUUAAUUUAGUUUUACUCUUAGCCAUGCUGAUGAUGGUUCCCUCAACCCUAUCUUCUACACCUAAAGUGUCGGUUCCUGUGUAUGGUAGAACUCUUUCAACAUCUCCCGUUCUAAGAGAUUUCAUAGCUCGAAGUAGCCAUAUAACCCAUAGCUGCUCAAUUCAAAACUUGGAAGAUGACAGAGCCCAGAAUGGACAUAAAUUACAUUGUGAUAAGAAAUUAAGGCGGAGGCUUAUACUUCUCACUCCUUUUACAUUAGGCUUGUUUCCAACUUUACCUGCAUCUGGAAAGACAAAGAGUAAAAGUCCAUAUGAUGAACGACGCUUAUUAGAACAAAACAAGCGGAGACAGAGAGAAAAUAAUGCCCCGGAAGACUUCCCUAAUUUCAUUAGAGAAGGUUUUGAGGUUAACGUGGUAACAUCGGAUGAUUACAUCAAGUGCAAUUCGGGGCUAAUAUACAGGGAUUUUGAAGUUGGUAAAGGUGAUUGCCCAAAGGAUGGUCAACAGGUGAUCUUCCAUUAUGUUGGCUAUAAUGAAACAGGCCGUCGAAUCGACAGUACCUACUUGCAGGGUGCUCCUGCCAGAAUUCGCAUGGGCACUAAGGCAUUGGUUCCAGGUUUUGAGGAAGGGAUAAGAGAUAUGAAGGCUGGGGGUAAGAGAAGAAUAAUCAUUCCACCAGAACUUGGACCUCCAGUAGGACCUUCCACUUUCUUCAGCUCAAAACAAUUUGAAGUCUUUGACGUGGAAAUGGUCAGCAUUCAGGACUGCCAAAGAAGGACUAUUGGGUUUUACUCUGAUUUUGUAUGCACUUGAAUAACUAAAGCCACAUUUUGCUUAAUUUGAUAUUUUGGGAAAUUUUGUCCAAAAGAGUAUGAAGAAUUCAUAUUGGUAAUCCAAAAGUCGGUUCUCAUCUAGAAUCACAUUCGAUGGUGCAGCAAAAA
Messenger RNA from Humulus lupulus (European hop), 1021 nucleotides. RefSeq names its product peptidyl-prolyl cis-trans isomerase FKBP20-2, chloroplastic. Bases 33 to 893 code for a protein of 286 amino acids. The transcript has 7 exons. The record is from RefSeq and is a predicted model, not a curated record. Lineage: Eukaryota; Viridiplantae; Streptophyta; Magnoliopsida; Rosales; Cannabaceae. Gene Ontology annotation, molecular function: peptidyl-prolyl cis-trans isomerase activity.